Messenger RNA from Aspergillus ibericus CBS 121593, 2937 nucleotides. RefSeq names its product peptidase family M20/M25/M40 protein. The transcript has a single exon. Bases 157 to 2565 code for a protein of 802 amino acids. The record is from RefSeq and is a predicted model, not a curated record. Lineage: Eukaryota; Fungi; Ascomycota; Eurotiomycetes; Eurotiales; Aspergillaceae.
GCCUAUCUCUAGUCGCGCCAUUCGUUAAAUAUACCCAAACCUGCUGUGAUCAGCUGACGUAUGCUAUUUCCUACUGAUAUACCCAUUCCAAUCAUUAUUAGACCGCAGGGCUUCCGACGUUGGCAUUCCGGACAUACAUUGAAAGUCUGACGAAGAAUGACGUUGGAUCUUCACUCCCCUCAACAAUCGGUCAGCGAGCGCAGAGGCCAACGAUUGGCCCCCUUGCAAACCAACUUCAGCCGUCCAACCGCACGCCCGGUGCAGGUUCCAUCCGCGAGACCACAGCGUCCACGGCCCUCGGACUACCAGGACGAUGCGGAGGCAGGCGAACGAGUCCCAUUGCAGCCAGCGCCAGUGAAGCGCCAGACAUCCAAGUCCAGCCUGCGGAACAUCUUCGGGCGCGAAAAGUCUUCCCGUAAGCAAGCCGCCGACACUAAGCUAUCGGGUAUCGAGGAGGUACAGCAGCAAGGCACACAAGCUGCAUCCGAAUCAGCACCAGCGGCUCAAUCCCCGACUGCCACUGCUACACCUAAGACUACCGUAUCCACGGCUACACUCCCCACAUCCCCGACCACGACAGGAUCGCAAAAGUCCAGGCUCCCCUCAAGAUCUCGCACGAAAACUAGCGACGAGAAGCCUGCCGCAGGCGAGAUAGGAUGGAAACCUCCACCGCUUUUCCAGGCAUAUCCGCAAGCAAUCAAACAUGACUGUCUUCCCGUUCCAGCUAUGUCGGUAGACUCCAUAAUGCGCAUGCAUGCCACCUCGAAGGCCAAGGCUGGCUCUCGUGACGAAGAGACCCUCAAUGGAGAAUCUACGGAGGAUGGGGGCGCCCGGAAGAAAAAGGAAGACAAGGAGAGGAAGAGACACAUGCGCACCCUAUCCGAGACCAUGAGCAAAGCGGAGUGGACCCAAAAGGUUUACGUGCUAGCCACCGCCGGUUAUAUCUUGCAAUAUGCCGGCUCGGGAAAAUACGACCGACUACCAGAGAAAAUGUUGCAGCUUGGUCCUCGAACUGUGGCUUUUGCUAGCGAUGCCAUUCCUGGGAAACACUGGGUGCUGCAAGUAUCCCAGACUGACGAAGAUGGUGCGGAUUCGACCAAGCCUCACCGGUUCCGUUUUGGAUUCAGUAGAUCCCAUUCCAGACGCUUAGACCGGUGCUUUCUUCUCGUUUUUGAUCAUCCGGAGGAUAUGAGCUCUUGGCUCUUGGCCGUUCGGGCCCAGAUAGAAGCUCGGGGCGGCAAGAAGUAUGUCUCGGAGAAGACAGCUGACGACGGCUCAGAGCCGCAGCUCCAGACCAAACCUAGUGUUCGCCAAUUGGUGACCAAAGAUCCCAACCGGUUUUCUACGAUGCUUCUAUCUCAGCAGUCUACAUCUGGAGAAGAAAGGGACACAGGUGUCAGUGACCAUUCUCGUCGGAGCUCCUACAUUUCCGUCAACCGCCGGUCAGUGGUCAUACCACCGGCGUCUGAAUCUCGCUCCGGAUCAGUAUCCACCACACAUACAGAGAUCUCGCCCGUAAGCGCAACCGGGCGAUUCUACUCAUCUAUCGCCGGUGCCAGUUUCCCCAAGCCGGCACCAAAUGGUAGCGUAGCAGCAGCUUCACUGGAUGGGCCAGCAAGCCCAACCUUCUCGAGCUCAACGAAGCGGCGAUCACUGCAUGUGUCAUCACCGACGACAACAAAGACGAACGCUGAAUUAGCUGCUGAAAUCCCACGGGCACAGUCGACACAGCCAGAUCCUGUGCUUCGCAGCACCUCGCCGCUGGCCCCGAACUUUAGCGUGCCCUCUUUCAGCAAAAGGUUCACCGCCAGGUUCGGUCCACUUCAGGUCCCGCAGGUGUCACAGAUUCCCCCAGCCCUAGAGGACAUAGACGGGAAAAGCACUACUGCUGCUCUUUCGGCGUUUCCUUCUCCGCCCCAGUCUCCGGGCAAGAUUAUGAACGGGUUCCCGCAGGAGGAUCUCAACGAGCAGCAAGAGCAACAGCAACAAGAGCAGCCGCAGCAGCAAUGGCCGCUUCAUGCAGGGCAAGCCAAGAGACCGCCACUACGCGUUUCCAGCUCUCAGGACUCACUCGCAGAUCCGCAGCGUGUGGCGGAUCCCAGAAGCCAUCGACUCUCUCGCAUGCCGGGAGGCAUAAUGCCUAGUACCGCCCAAGUCCCACGGCCAACAACUGCUGUCAGCGGAGGGCCGACUCAUGGCUCACAUCUGGGCCCAGACAUGGGCAAUGCGCGUCGCGAUCAGCAACGGACCCGGGGUUCUGUUAUGUAUCAACCCGAUCCAAACGUCCGUUUGCCGCCAGUGGCCAUGGGCCGUCGAAAGAGCAUGCCGGGCCUCAUCGGACCGCCCGCGGCGCCUCCUCCCAAUUGUCCAUUGCCUAAAAUUCCUUCUCCUAUCGACCCACAAGCACCUAACUGGGGCGAGUUACCCCCAGAGCUACGGCAAUGCGUCUCACCUCCUCCGCUACAAACUAUUCGGGAACAACGGAAGAGCUUCGCGCCGGCGCCAGGCGGUCGCAGCAUUCAAGGACGAAGCGUCUCCCGGCAGUCCAAGCUGCCUCCGAUAUAAUCGACUCCUAAUCACUCCUUAUACACCCAUCUGUUCGCAUGAUGAAUCUCAUGUUUCAAACGAGUUCAUCCUACCCUUUUUGACCAUUAUGCUUCCACGUCGCCACGGCACGACUCCUUUCCGUCGACUUUGACAGUCGACGAGGUCGAUCACAGUAUCAUUCCAUAGCGAUCCAGCGUUUCCACCUUUUCAUUUUACAUCUGAUACCAUUACUGAUCUGUAUUUAUGCCCCUGUGGGAUUGUCUUACCUAGCUGGCUAUUUCCUUCCCGGGUGGUUCGAAAACGAUAGAUGUUGCUAUUUCGUUUCUUGUUUCCUUCUGAUUUGUAUUUACUCUACUACUUAAAUAUUGCUAAGACCACAUAGAACUAAUA